This is a messenger RNA of Spirometra erinaceieuropaei, 3760 nucleotides long. The record is from the annotation of a GenBank genome assembly. Lineage: Eukaryota; Metazoa; Platyhelminthes; Cestoda; Diphyllobothriidea; Diphyllobothriidae.
AUGCUCCUUGUCACUAUCGUGUCCUCCUCCCUUCCAUUCAGGCCCCGAAAGAGUGUCCUUAUACUUGUUCAGCCCUACCGCGCCAUGCUCUCGGGCCUUCCAUCCUUUCUUCUCAGACCCUCGCUGCAUUUAUUGCCACCUGUGAGCAUCCUAUUCGCACACCGCUCGACCGUAUCCGAAUUUGUGCCCUGCUCACAUGACGACUCCAAGAAUUCCAGAGGGCAAGACAUUCACUGGAACCGGAAGUUCAGACGGAGGCUUCAGAACAUCUUGCAAUCUGGCAACUGGGACGAGUCCUUCGGUCGCGUCCGCAUAGUGGAUGUGAGUUUUAAAGGCCAACUUUUUGUUAUUCUUGUUUUUUUGAUUGCUUUCGUUUGUGCCACCUUUCUUGCCAAGAAACAGCCUCUCUGCACUGUCAUACUUCGUGUCUGACAGAACGCGAGUGCUCGCUUGAACGCCCCACUUGCACUUAAUGCGCCUAAGAUUAUACGCAGUCCAGAUGGUCUCCGUAAUGCUGCGACAAUGGGUCGAGAGAACUCCAGCCACUGUUAGAUCAGGCUACUGAAGGUUUAGUAGCAAGUUUCAUGGUCCUAGCCAAGUACUGCGUUUACCGCCGGCAUCUCGAGGUAUGCGCAGCGGCGCCCGAUCAGGGGCAACACCAAACUCAUGAGGCGGACGUCUAAGAACAUGGACAAAACAGGACAGGGCCUUUCUUUCUGACCAUGUCAUUCGAGAAGAGAUCGGUGCACUUCAGCCGAAUGUUAUUUCUCAGGCAACGGUAGUCGAGCACCUUCAGUUUUCACUCAACUUUCACCCACACAGCCCAAAAUUAACAACUGGACGGAGGCUCAGUUCGCGUGCGUAUUUGUGGCAUUGUGUCUGCAGGCAGUUUCGGGAUAUUGGGAAGGUCCUGCGAGCAGCAUCUUUUCGGGAGAAGAUGGCAGAUCUACUCUGCCCAUUUGACAGAAAAUUCGUUCUGAGGUACUCAGACUCUCCACGUCUUCAGGUCGACAGCGACUAACUUCGAGGGGUGCCUUCUUCUGGUCAGGAAUGUUGCUCGAAAACACUUUGUUUUCCCCAGCGUUGGUAAACAAACGGACGGCUUUAACGACUUCGUUCAUCCGUAAGAGUAUUUUACGAAGAUAAUUUCAGGAAAAUGUCAACAGGGCGAGUUGAGUUCAAUCAGCCGACGCCCGGCGGGAAAUUUGGUACUGUCCGAUCCGCGUAGGUCCUUUCGUAGAAUUCAGUCAAAGACUAAGCCGAACAGGAUAAAUGACAGAACGCUAUUUCAUCGGACUUGAGACUGGGAGAGGUUAUUACGGUUCAGAAAUCAUCCAGUGAUGGGACGAUAGCAAGCCAUGACCACAGCGAUAAUGUCUGUCAGCAUACCGUCUGGCUCCAUUAUAUGCCACAGAGACUCAGCGAGUGAAAUCGCACGCUGCGGCGAAGUCAACAAUGCCCAUAAUGCGCCUCAACCAGUAUUUAACAUAAUAUCCACAUGGUAUCUUCUUAGAUGCAUAGAGGAAUAUAUGAUUUUCCUUACACAGAAAGUAUACACCUUGUAGACUGUAGUCGCUCAAAAUUAUUCGGGAAUCAGAAAACCUCGCAACCUAAGUAUACCCUUCCUUUCAGUGUAAAAUGUGAAGACGGCGUGAUUUUCUAGCAAGUGAGUAAAAGAAAGCACGUUCUUGUGCACGUUUUCUAUAAAAUACAUUUGAAUGUAUAAGGUCACAGAAAGUUAAUUAUGAAAAUUGCAUACCAUUUAAGCAAUCAUUUUUGCCGAGUGCAGUGUCUACACACUUGAAUAAAUUGUGUGGUACUGAUAGCUUUUGUGCCAGGUUUUGAGCUAAUAAUGCGAUUGCCUAACUAUCCAUUUGACUCUACUUUUGAAUUUGCACAAAUUUGCAUUCAGCUUCGUGCGGGUAGUGAUGGACGAGAUAUGACGGUCAGGUGGUCAAUGGAUGAGGAGGAUUUUGCUGCAGCGGUCAAUUCACCACAGUUUCAUGAAAUCUGCCACAUCGGAGUGCUUCUAAAUCGCACAGCGCCAACUAUCAGGUAUCUCUUCCGCUUCUGGUUAAUGCAGUCAUAGACAACGUCUUGCCCGAGAGAACGCCUUCAAGAAAGUUCCCUCUCUUACCUUCAUUCACCACUCGCAGCCCAACGUAAGACGCUGUUGGUUUUUGUAGUGCCUAAUUUCAGAUUCUCGAGGGCGGUUGCGAUAGCCUCAGGGAUGAAGAGUGCACGUCUUCUUCCGAAACGAACUCCCUCCCUGUGACACAUACAAUGACCAAACCGACUGAUGUUUAUGGCCUGCCUUGGGACAAGUAUAUGGCCUGCGUCAAAAGGGAGAUGAAGGGUGGCCUGGGCGUGUCUCUAGUGGAAGUGAGUUUGCGAUGUCGAAACAUAAGGCUUCUUGCUGUGCGCACAGAUUACGAAAAGCGCACGCCAUACCAAGUAUUCCCAUUUUCAAAUAAUGAACGCCAGAUAUUUGCACCAAACAAAGUUGUUUUUACCAAAAUUGACUACUCAGCUUACCUGUUAUUUAACAGCGGGACAGCUAAUGCCGUUUUAGCCUACUCGCUCAGUUUGUUUUGUCGGAGUCCUGAAGUCGGGUCGCGAAUGUAUGGCAGUUCUUGUUGGCAUGGCAUAAACGACCCGCUGGCUAGCCUCUUUGGUCUCCUCCUCCUCCUCCUCCUCCUCCUCCUCCUCCUCCUCCUCCACAUAGGGCUGCCAUCACCAGCAUUCUCGUCAGAAUCCUCUUAGCCUCCCGUUCAUGACGACUACCAUUGUGCCUGACGCAUGUAUUACGUGGUUUUGUGUCGUUUGUAAUAAACAUGUCUCCGGUCGGUGUCGGGACUCAAGUGACUGGGUUAUUUCGAAACCAACACGCCAGUCCUUUGUCCCCCCCUCCCCGAGGUACUCUCUUCUGCGACUCAUGACUUCUCCUUUACGUAUUUAUUAUUAGGCGGGUAAGGAACUCGACUUCGAUGCAGGACAGGGCAGAAGUUCCCCUACGCUAUCAGAUCUUACAUCCACCAGCACUCAAGCAGCUACCGUACUUUUCUCCUGUAGAUCCAGCGUAUCCUGCUAUGCCUGAUCACAUCCCCCACUUCUGUUACUUCACUCCCGCUCGUAAUGUUUUUCCCAACCGAUGUCUAGCUUCUUUAAGUGUAGUCAGUGGAAACUGUGCACACUGUUAAGUGCAGGUCACCUUUGAGCCCAUCCACUAAGCCCAGUAGCCUUAUUCGGCAAGGAAUAUGGUGCUGUGCAUGACGCAGUUGCGAAGGGUUAGGUUCACCAGUGCUCCCCCCUUCCCCAGCGUGCCUUCUGAUGCGUGCUCCAGUUUCUCGAUCUUAACUUUUCAGUCUCCUCAGAGACUACUACGCUACCUUGAAACAAAUCCGUCGGCGCAGACCUUUUCAUUUCACACAUUCAUGCUAACAUUAGCUGAAAUUUUGCAGAGGGAUUUUUUGUCCGUUUAGUCUGCGGCAUUGUAGGCAGGUUUAAGAACACCCUAGAAGUCUUGCUGCUCUCCAAACUUGAAGUUUUCCUUCUUGCCCUGGUCUGUUUUAAGGAGUCACUUAGGCCUGAGGCAAAAAGCGAUCCAGAUCGUACCAAGACAGCACGCUGGGCGCGCAUGUGGCGAGAGCAGAAUAGCGCUCGCUUUCAGGCCAGACGUGAAAGGAAGCGCUCCCAUCAGAUGCUCGGCCUUUGGCAACUCACCCGAGAGAUGGAAGCCCUGGAUGGAGACGACGACUGA